GGACUGGAAUGGAAUGGAGAUUCGUGGUGUAUAUAACAGUUCCUGCUCCUCCGUGUAUCAGGCCCUUUUCUUUCCUUCCUAUCCAACACACACACAUACACACAGCACAGUCUGACGAGUUCUCUUUGCUUCGUUUCCUUUUUUGUUCCUUUUUUUCUUCUUCUCUUCUUCUCCUUCUUGUUCAUUUCUUCACUUCGUUCGUUUGAUACGUUCUUCAUCUUCAUCUUCAUCUCCAGAUCAGCCAGUCUCGAUCACCCUCACGACGAAAAGCCAGUCUUUCCAUCCUCUACCGCCCUUCCCUCCCCCCCUCCCACUCUUCCCACCACGAUGCCCCUCCCCACGCACGGCGCCGUCGGCCUUGCCUUCCUGGGCACACGAGCGCUGCAGCUAACGAGCCUGUUGAUCUCACUCUCGCUCUCCGCGAAAUUCAUCAGCUCUAUAAUCGACUCUCAGCAAUCCCCUCCUGCGCCUCUAAUCGGCGUUCUCUCCGUCGUCUGCUUCGCCGUACUCUACUGCGUGACCACGCUCCUCCUAUACUGGGACAACCAGCUGCCGCUCCUGCCCACCGCCGCCCUCGACGGCCUGUUCUUCCUCGCUUGCAUGAUCAGCGCCAUCAUCAUCGGCAAGCCGCUAAGCUACCUCAGCUGUAAGGCGGCGACCGGUGGGGUCGGCGCGCUCGCUGAGACCCUCGCCGCCGGGGCGGCCACGCCAACGCCCACCCUUGCAGCGGUGACGGCAGCAGUGUUCACCCCCGCCGCCGUAACACCAUACACCGCUGCGGCCGCCGCCGCGACGGUGUACACCACGACCACGGCAACACUGGCCAACACCGCGGCCACAGUAGUCGCCACACUCGUCCCGGGCGGCAGCGCAAAGGUCCUCGGCAGCGACGGGAACACGUACACGAUCUCAAAGCGGCAGCAACAGCAGCAGUACGCGCCACAGGACGUGGGUUACGAGGGCUGGCUGCACGCCGGCGGUGAGGGCGACUGUGUCAUGAUGAAGGCUGUGUGGGGCUUUGGAAUCGCGCUCACGAUACUUUUUGUUUUUAGUGCCGUCAUGGUCGCGUUUAUUUGGAAGGCGGAGAAGCAGAGGGGGAUGGUUGGGAGGAAGGCAGCGGCCACGGGGGACGCGUAGGCUAAGGAAAGAGGGGGUGGGGGUG
Tricharina praecox is the source of this 1162-nucleotide messenger RNA. RefSeq lists its product as uncharacterized. The transcript has a single exon. The record is from RefSeq and is a predicted model, not a curated record. NCBI's taxonomy places the organism in Eukaryota, Fungi, Ascomycota, Pezizomycetes, Pezizales, Pyronemataceae. The coding region runs from base 328 to 1137 and encodes 269 amino acids.